Messenger RNA from Paramacrobiotus metropolitanus, 975 nucleotides. RefSeq names its product red-sensitive opsin-like. The coding region runs from base 1 to 975 and encodes 324 amino acids. Gene Ontology annotation, biological process: G protein-coupled receptor signaling pathway. Gene Ontology annotation, molecular function: G protein-coupled receptor activity. NCBI's taxonomy places the organism in Eukaryota, Metazoa, Tardigrada, Eutardigrada, Parachela, Macrobiotidae. Gene Ontology annotation, cellular component: membrane. The record is from RefSeq and is a predicted model, not a curated record. The transcript is spliced from 2 exons.
AUGUCAACCGUGAAGAACAUUUCCUUGCCUAAUUCCACCAUAUCAAUAGAUUUAUCCUUAUCGGCAUUGCAUUUUUGGUUCGGUUUUAAUAUUUCCUGCGCAUCCGUAUCGUCAAUAUUGAUCAUAUUGUUGCUGGUGGUGAUUUUUCGUACCGAAAGCUUACGCCAUGGAUCGGGCUUGCUGAUUGCACAUUUGCUGUUUGUCAAUUUUUUGAUCUGUGGUUUCACCCAGCCGACCUAUUUAAUCGGGAUUUUCCUAAAGGUCAACAAUCCUCAGGAACCCAUACAUCUAAAUUGUACUGCCUUCAUGUACAUCCAUCUCAGUUUAUUCCGAACUGAAUGUUUUGCUUCCUUAUCGAUGGCAAUCAACCGAUUCUUUGCGAUUGUCUUACCACACUACUAUCACUGGAUGAUGAAGAAAUCAACGGUGAUUGCGAUAAUCGUCAUGAGUUGGGUGUGUGGAUUUCUUAUUUACAGCCCGACAAUAUUUGGUAUCGGACAGACAUAUGGAAAGUUUCCGCCGUUUUACAGUUGCGGUUCACGGUCAAACGGUGAUUCGGUGCUGCCGCAUUUGGCGGUCUUCGGAACAUACAUUCCGCUAGGGACGCUGGGGUUUUUGUACCUGGUGAUCGCGCUCAGUAUCCUGUGCAACCGCGACGCCAGUCGCAACCAGAGAAUGCAAAAACGGAUCACCAUUGCGAAGAUGCUGUGUAGUUCCUUUGUUUUCUACGUUUGCUGCUUUGUACCGAUGACCGUUGGGGCGUCGUUUUUUCCCUUAGUGGUGUUUCGGCGGCCCGAAGUGUUAAUGUGGCUGGUGGCGUUGCAGAUGCUGGGAUACAGUGGGCAUCCGGUGGUGUUUCUGACGCUAAACAAAGAUUACCGGAAGGCUUGUCGAAACCUCUUUGGAAAGGCACAUAUCGGUCCACAAAAGACCCUUUCGCGAACUCAUCCGUCCCGGGGAGAGACGGCAAUCUAA